Leguminivora glycinivorella is the source of this 5376-nucleotide messenger RNA. RefSeq lists its product as uncharacterized. NCBI's taxonomy places the organism in Eukaryota, Metazoa, Arthropoda, Insecta, Lepidoptera, Tortricidae. The record is from RefSeq and is a predicted model, not a curated record. Gene Ontology annotation, cellular component: apical cortex. Gene Ontology annotation, biological process: apical protein localization; asymmetric cell division; regulation of asymmetric cell division. Gene Ontology annotation, molecular function: protein binding; cytoskeletal adaptor activity.
GUCGAAUAUGGACAGAUGUUACGAAACCGGAUGUCCAACUUCCAACGAACGCGGAGUAAAGUGUGGUGGGGAGAUUCGCCGCCGAACAUCGGCAGCCCGGUGGCGCAGCCAGCGGACUGGAACCACAACCGAGCCCAGGACGACUGGGAGCCACAGCUGCCGCACUGGAUCGCCAACCAGCCCGAACAAGAGAGGAACGUCAGCGUCGAAAACAUUGCUCAGCCCAAUGCAGUUCAGAACCAGUGGCCUCUGCGCCACGGCAGCCCCGGCAGUCACAAGAGCCAAGACUCGGGGUUCUCGGACUCCGACAGCUCUCCACCGCCUUCACAAUACUACCCCUCCCCCGAAGACUCUAAAAACAAAUCUGGAAGCAGCAGCGAUUCCAAUAACAAUGAAAAUAUCACUGUCAAACAAGCCAUCGAUUUUCAAAACACUCCCAGUCGAGACGUUGUUGAUGCAAAAGUCUUAGAUGUUAGUGGGAUGAAAACGCCGGUACCCAAGCCGAGAAACCGAAGCAGCAGUCUCAUACAGACUCCUUACGACUUGCAGAAAUAUUAUGAAAUACACAACGAUGAAGAACAUAUGGAACUCCUAAAAGAUAAAGAACAUGAAGAGAAAUAUCCUAGCCCAAAGAAUAUUAACAAUGAAGAUUCGCAAGCAGAUAAAACGUCUAAAAAUAUUACUCCUAAGAAUGCCAAAGCUAGCGGUGGUAAAGAAAUUACAAAUGUUAAUGUAAGCAAUAAAGAAAAUAACCCAAAUAACAGUGCAAUACUCAGAGAUACCAAAGAUGUACCGGUAAAAAAUAUAAAUAUGAUUAGUCCGUCUAAGAAAUAUCCAGUAAAAAAGUCAUUUAUAUCAAGUGCAGAGAGUGACAGUUCAAAAGUCAUCAAAGUGGCUAAAGUUAAAGAUUUAGAAACAAGUAAAAAUAAAUCUGAUGAAAGUUUAGAAUACAUAAAAUUAGCCGACAAUAAUGAGAUCGCAGUUAAUAACCAGCCAAGGAACAGAACUCCAAUUUCCAACAUAUCUUACACACCAACAGAGAGAAGUACAGCAACAAAACCUGAAUACAAACGUAGCAUGUCCAAUGAGGAUAAUGUUCCAAUUACAACAACACCAAAAUUCCAAAGAAAUAGGUUAAACAAAUCACUUAACUUUGAAGCACAAAGAUUGGACCAGCAGAUACUUGAUAUUCAAGACGGCUAUCAUUCUUUAGGAUACAUUGACGAGGAACCAGCUAAAGAAGACAAAGAUGAAAUCCAUAAACCUGCCAAUGCUUUGUUGGGCAAAAACAUCAUGGACAGUCUUCAUCUUAAACCAACAAAAAAACCUGGCCCUAAAGCUAAACAACGAAUGGCAACAAAAAGUGAAAGAAACAGAGAUAUAUUCAGGAUAUUCCCAGGGAAAAAAGAGAAGCCAGGCGUCGUUGAAACUCAUGCGGGUGGUAUCUUAAAUGGAAGCAGAGUACCCUCUCUCGGUCUGCCGAGGACACAGGAACAAAACUCGUGGGUCAUUGUCGGUUACCCGGAACAAGAAAUGUUACUUCCCAAUUACAAUGAAAGGUUAGUGGGUACCGAUAGCGACAUCAACUUAAGGAGUAAAGACUCGGCAGACGACGAUAAUCACUUCAGGAUAAGUCGGAUAUCACCCCCACCACAGUUCCAAGAUAAACUAAAAAUCCCAUAUGACACAGAUUCUAAGACUGACAGGAAUUUAACACACGACACGAAACGGGAGAAGUUAAAAGACGAUGAGCCAAAUUUCUCAGAAGUCCAGUGUAAUCUAGCUUGUACGUCUACUCCAAAAAUGAUAGCUCCCCAUGAAUACAUGAAAGGGGUGCCAAAGAGUUCCACUAAGAAUCCUCGUAGAGUGAAUCUGUUAGAAAAUUUUAAUAGCGGCUUAGUAUUAAACAAUCAAAAUGAAAUUCUAUACCGAGAGAGAAGCAUAGACCAGACAGCGUUGGAGCGGCUAUGUGAAAGGAAGCCAGAGCCGGUCCAAUACUGGCUGUGCGACCUGGUCGGGUCGUGUGAGAACGAGUGCAUGACGACGCUGCAGAGCAAGCCGCUAGGCGCGGAGAUGAAGGCCCUGGUGUCCGCUAGCUCUGCCACUAUCACAGGGAAUAUUAAGAAAGUGCAGACUCAUGGACAGAUUAUUGUGCAUCAGUACAGUGAUGUCAUCCGGCAAUUAGAAGCCAACACUCCAAAUGAAGAGCAGAUCUGCCUCCUAGUAGCAAACAUCAACGAGUUCGUCCUAGCACACAGCAUAACCCUGAACACGAAGCCUCCAGGCGAAACACCAGAACGAUGGGACAAAAUCAAAAAAUCCCUACAACUAUACUUGCAGAAACUCAUCGAUAUAGGGGAAGACGUGAAGGUGGAACUGAAUGAGAGCACAAUAGAAUGCAGUGUGGUGCUGAAGCAUUUGGAAGCGCUGAGUGGGAUUUUCUUGGAAACUACCAAAGCGGUUUUGGUACAGCAAAUGAAGACUCUAGUCUCAAUCAUCGAAGAGCCACCAUCUGACAUGAUCCUAAAGAGCACUCUCACAUCCAUCGGCCACCUGGCCAUGCUGAACGACCGUUCCGAGAGCACUCUCCACGAGAAAUGCUCCAAAAUCAUGAAGAGCAUCACAGAGCUACCGUUCGUAGAGUGCGGGGUGCCUAGAGCUUUGCUGACGGCCAUCAUUGAGAGCAAUAAGAGCUCUAUUAAGGCACUGUCGUUGAGAGCGCUGGCUACUGUAUGUGUCAAUGGGGACGCGGUCAAGCAGUUUGAAGAGGGUGGUGGCAUCGAUCUAUCAGACAUCCUUUCGGACAAGAACAACCCUGAGCCUCAGAUGCGUGAAGCCAUCACGGUUCUCACGCAGAUCACCGCGCCCUGGCUUCGGGGCCACUACGAUCUAACCCAGCUUCAUGUAUAUUUGGAUACCAUUGUUGAGAAUAUCACAGGCAUCCUGUCCCGCACGGAAUGCUGCCAGCUUCUCCUGCUCUGCACGGCGUGCCUCGUCAACCUGGUGCGAGAGCUGGAACUGGAGCAGCAAGGAAACAAGCAGUCAGACAUCGUGGCAGUCAUCACCAAACAUCGCACUACAGAGCGACUGCUCGACGCUGUGAAAAGGCGGGGGCCUAACAUCUCGGUGUUCCUACAGGAGCAAACCGCCUCAUAUCUAGCAUCCCUCUCCCGCGUGCCGCGCUGCGUGCUAGCGCUAUCCUGCUCUUGGGCGACGUGCGCAGCGCUCGUGUGCUUCGCACGCGCCGCGCCCGCGCACGCCCCUCGCGCCGCCGAAAUGCGCGCGCAGGCGAGGCUGCACGCGCACGCUGCUGAGGCUAUCUCUAGACUAUCAGUAGUCCCAGACGUCGCGCACCAGAUAGUGCAACUCGAAGGCGUCCCGCACCUAACCCGACUGGUCAGGCUGCAGCGGACCCGCCCGCAUCUCGACGUCGACCCAGACCAAACUCUCAUCUACUGCCUCAAGGCACUACGGACAAUAUAUAAACACCAUCCACACGCCUUUGCGGAUAUGCAGACCGAGGUUGAUGAGAUGAUUAAACCACAUUUGAUGGAGUCUCUCAUGCUUUUCUCGGCUAAGCAAGAGAGCUACGUUUAGACGCUUUUUAGUCAUAUAUCAUAUUACUUGUACGGUCUCUACUUAGAAGUAUAAAGCCUCCGCCACACAUAAAGCUUUUUGAUAGCGUAGCGUCAGCGGAGCGCAAUGAUAGCGGUGCGCCGGAGGAACGCUGGUUCCGCUCGCAAUCCGCGCUCGUUAGUUUCCGCCGGCGUUCGCUGGGCGCAACGCCAUCAGCGUUCGUCCGGCACACCGCUAUCAUUGCGCUCCGCUGACGCUCCGCCUACGCUCUCGAAACGCGCAUGUGUGGCCGAGCUUUAAGCCCGACCAGACAUCUAAAGGCGCUACGAAAGAAGCACCAUCCAAUUAAACUCUCAAAAGUACCUACAUUUUCGCUAAAUUGUAUACUUAGGACUCAUGGGCUAUCUAAAAUAUUUAGCACUACCAGCGUUUCAGUUGAAAACUGGGAUUUCAGUAUACCUAGUGACUUUUUAUGAGCAAAAUGUAUUUUAUUACCUUAAUUUUUGUACCUACCUACUUGAUUCUAUUUUAAAAUAGUCUUAAUUAAGACUCCGUUUUUUAUACUCUAUCUAUUAAAAUCGAUCUGGGAGCAUUUUGUAAUUAAAAGUUCGUCCCUCUGUUAGGUACAGACUUAUAUAUGCUACUAUAUUUUGCAUGAAAUCUACUUAUUCUUAAUUAUGUGAAGAAAUCAAAUAUUAUUUUUAAGAUAAUGAAUUUGUACUUUUAGUUUGUAAGGGACAAUUUACACGAUACGAGAACUCGCAUGCGAGUUUCAUUACAUUGCAGUAUUUGAUUGUCGUGUUAAAUUCGACAUAAUCCCCAAUGUAAAAUCGCAUGCGAGUUCAAGUCCCGUCUGAAAAAGAACCUUUAGAUUCAUGAGCUUGAAGACGUAAAUUAUUUAAACUUAAGUAAGACUUAUGAUAAUACGUAAAUAUCAACUACUUAAAUAUUUUAGAUUUCUUUGUAUACUGCUUUGUAAAUACUGCUAGAACUGUGUUAUUUUACCAGUAUUAUAAAUGUACAUAAUUCAACACUAAUACUCGUUUAUUUCAUCUUAAUUUUACUGUUGACUGUACAUAUAACAUAUUAUACAUAUAUCCACUCAUAUUCAGAGGCCAUACUUUAUGAAAUUACUAUACUAGUCCUCGGUAUAUUUUAGUAUUUAAGUAGAAGCAUGCCUGAUAUAAAAAGGUUUGCUUUUGGCGACAAUGGGGAAGGCUUAUAAGAAAAUAAAACUUAAAAGAUGGAACCCGACGUUUUUAUUCGAAAAUGUACUUUUUGUAGAAAAUUAUACGAAGCCAUAUAAAGUCUGGCCCGAAAUAGACUACGCGCCAUAUUGCGGAAUUUCACUAGAACUAAUUUCUUCAUACUAAAGGAAACUGUCACCGCAUACAUCAAAAUAACAGCGCCCUCUUGACAAGUCAUAUACUUUUGUCUUUUGGUCUUCCCCAUUUAUUUAUUUCACAGUGACGAUAAAUUAGUAAGUUUUUUUGUAAUAUAUUUUUUAAGAUUUUUGUUCAUUGUACGGCCUGUAUGGCUAAACCUUUACAGUAAAGUCGUAUAUCUCCUCUAGUUUUAUAUUCUUAGGACUUUUGUAAAGUAUAACUGCUUUUAUAAUUUAUAUAACCUUGAAACCACCUAUGCCUACGGAUAUAUGACGUAGACUUUAUAUCGUAGUCUGUAAGAUAUUGUUUAGACUAUAUUAUGUAUAGUCUUUUAUUGUCAAAACGUCGCGAGAGCAAGUUUAAGCUGUGGUGUUCCCACAAUGUUAUCUUUAUUCAAAUAAAAUAUAUUAUGCAA